Molecule: messenger RNA, 1751 nt
Organism: Anopheles maculipalpis
Lineage: Eukaryota; Metazoa; Arthropoda; Insecta; Diptera; Culicidae
Gene: wdb
Product: serine/threonine-protein phosphatase 2A 56 kDa regulatory subunit epsilon isoform
Exons: 7
Coding region: 40-1698 (552 amino acids)
Biological process (GO): protein dephosphorylation; signal transduction
Cellular component (GO): nucleus; protein phosphatase type 2A complex; cytosol
Molecular function (GO): protein phosphatase activator activity
Source: RefSeq, a predicted model, not a curated record
AAAAACAAGGGCACAAAACUGCAACCUGCCGACCAAACCAUGUCGUCCGGAACGUUCGUAGAUCGAAUCGAUCCGUUCGCCAAACGUUCGCUCAAGAAGAAAAGCAAAAAAUCUCAGGGCUCAUCACGGUACAGGAAUUCACAAGACGUCGAGCUGCAACAGUUACCCCCACUCAAAGUUGACUGUUCCAGCUUAGAGCAGGAGGAGCUGUUCAUACGCAAGCUGCGACAAUGUUGCGUUUCGUUCGAUUUUAUGGAUCCACUGUCGGAUCUGAAGGGAAAGGAGAUAAAGCGGGCAGCCCUAAACGAUCUUUCAGCCUACAUCACACACGGCCGUGGCGUGUUGACGGAAAAUGUCUAUCCGGAGAUUAUCAAAAUGAUAUCGGUAAACUUGUUUCGAACCCUGCCGCCCAGCGAAAAUCCCGACUUCGAUCCGGAAGAGGACGAUCCUACCUUAGAAGCUUCCUGGCCCCAUCUACAGCUGGUGUAUGAAGUGUUUCUUCGGUUUCUCGAAUCAGCCGACUUCCAAGCGACGUUCGGAAAGAAAGUAAUCGAUCAGAAAUUUGUACUGCAGCUGCUGGAGCUGUUCGAUUCCGAAGAUCCGAGAGAGCGUGAUUUUCUAAAGACCGUGCUGCAUCGCAUCUAUGGCAAAUUUCUAGGAUUACGUGCGUUUAUUCGUAAGCAAAUUAAUAAUAUAUUCCUACGUUUUAUAUAUGAAACGGAACAUUUCAAUGGCGUCGGCGAGCUGCUGGAAAUUUUGGGAAGCAUAAUCAAUGGGUUCGCUCUACCGUUGAAGGCGGAACACAAACAGUUUUUGGUGAAGGUUCUGUUGCCAUUACACAAGGUGAAAGUGCUGUCCCUCUACCAUGCCCAGCUCGCUUACUGCGUGGUGCAGUUCCUCGAGAAGGAUGCCUCGUUAACUGAACCGGUCGUGCGGGGUUUACUAAAGUUCUGGCCAAAGACGUGCUCGCAGAAGGAGGUGAUGUUUCUUGGCGAGAUCGAAGAAAUACUGGACGUGAUUGAGCCGCCGCAGUUCGUUAAAAUACAGGAACCGCUUUUUCGACAGAUCGCCAAAUGCGUGUCCAGUCCACAUUUUCAGGUCGCGGAACGAGCGCUUUACUUCUGGAACAAUGAGUACGCAAUGUCAUUGAUUGAGGACAACAAUGCCGUUAUAAUGCCAAUUAUGUUCCCGGCGCUCUACCGGAUCAGCAAAGAACACUGGAAUCAAACGAUUGUGGCCCUGGUGUACAAUGUGCUGAAAACAUUCAUGGAGAUGAACUCGAAGCUGUUUGAUGAGCUAACAGCAAGCUACAAAGCCGAGAGGCAGAAAGAAAAGCGACGAGAGCGAGAACGGGAAGAGCUGUGGAAGCGACUGAACGAGCUGGAAAUAUCGUCCCGUGCGCCAAACAAGGAACAAAAUCUGCUCACCAAUCAAUCGGCCGGAGGACUAAUACAGGACGCAUCAGCCGGUGCGCAGCUAAAUCCCAAGCAAAUUUCAUCGCCCACCGUUACAUCCACAUCAUCCUCGUGGCCCUCGCCGGCAAACUCGACUGGCAAUAACAACAAUAAUAGUACCGCCGGUGCGGGAGCCGCCGCCGCCCAGCCGCCGGGAUCGUCCGGUGCCGGGUCCGCGCUUGCCGCCGCCACUUCCCAGCAGAAUGCUUCGGCGGUCGAUUCGGCUGCCGCGUUAAGCAAGUGAUGUAAUAAAUAAUAUUUUUUCUAAACCCGCUUUCCUCUCAGAGAAGCGACCAU